AUGGCAACAGACGGCACAGCUGACAUCCAAGAUCGGCGGUCCUCGUAUGACCUGACGAUUUCAUCCGACGACGAUGCUUGGAACGACCUUUAUGCCGCUGUGCUAGGAUGCCUGAGACAAAUCCCUAUUUCCACAUGGAAAAGCAGCAAUCGGAAGAACGUUCGUUCAAAACACGAGCCGGUUGCACAUCAGAUGUGUCUGGGCCUGUAUGCCGGCCCGAAUACGAGUGGGCUGCCAGGCAUCACGCAGGCCACAUACUUGUAUCGGGGGCUGCUCCGUGGUCUUCUGAGGCUGGGGCGGCUAGCCCAUGACGACGUACCGAUUACGUGUACGAGCAUCCAGGUGAACCGCAACCUGCAUACGAUCCCUCACAGAGACUCCAACAAUGCAGGUGAAAGCUUCAUUUUGGGUCUCGGGUCGUGGGAUGGAGGCCGGCUGUUUGUCCAGCAGGAUCGAGGACCUCAUAGGUAUGUGCUGAAGGAGUCGAUCCCUGGAAUUGGUCGCAAGGGCCGUGUCCUACGAGGUAACGCUAUGGAUAUCAGUACUCUGCGAUGCUUUGACGGAAAUCAAAUCCAUUGCACGAUGGAUUUCACUGGAGACCGAUAUUGUAUCAUUUACUACUGCCUGGGUCGGAACUACGCACGAAUCCCGGCGACAGUCCACAAACGUCUUCAGGACUUUGGCUUCCUUCUGCCACCAGUAGCAGUGGCCCCAGAAGCUGUUCCAGUUAUUGCUGCAGAUCACACGGAAAACCCGUCGAGCGACUCUGACUGUGGCUCAUCGUCGCAUGAUCUUGCUGCAACAAUCGAUGCACCAAUGUCCGAGUCUGGCUCGUCGGUCGCUUCUGAUUCUGCUCGUGGAAAGGAUUGGCUCUCAAGUGGCUCCGCAGCUACUACGGUUGAUCCCCCGCCCAACUCGUCGGAUGGACCUGGGAAUGCCGACUGGCUUUCUGCAAGCAUCCCACAUGCACAAUUUUCGCUUCCAGCUCUGGGUGUUUACGCAGAACAAGUGUUGGGUCUUUUGCCAUCCUUUUCGGAGGCAGAGGACACGUCUCAUGCUUGCUUCUUAUGGAGAGAUGCAAGAGCCCGACCUUCGUGUCGACCCUGUGGCUCCUCGUCGAUGCCCAGGUGA
This is a messenger RNA of Symbiodinium sp. CCMP2592, 1131 nucleotides long. The record is from the annotation of a GenBank genome assembly. NCBI's taxonomy places the organism in Eukaryota, Dinophyceae, Suessiales, Symbiodiniaceae.